Molecule: messenger RNA, 1405 nt
Organism: Telopea speciosissima
Lineage: Eukaryota; Viridiplantae; Streptophyta; Magnoliopsida; Proteales; Proteaceae
Product: delta-aminolevulinic acid dehydratase, chloroplastic-like
Exons: 12
Coding region: 28-1317 (429 amino acids)
Biological process (GO): heme biosynthetic process
Cellular component (GO): cytosol
Molecular function (GO): porphobilinogen synthase activity; zinc ion binding
Source: RefSeq, a predicted model, not a curated record
CAGAGAAUAAGGUGGUAGAUAGAAGCAAUGGCCUGCGCUUUCUCCAUUUCUACAAGUAAUGUUCUAGCAAUUAGACCUUUGGAUGGUCGAAUCUUCAUUGGCUUGAAACCCUCAACCAAUGCGAAAUUUAUUAUUGCUGAGCGCCCAAUCAAGAAACGAAACCGGCCUCUGCUAGUCAUCAGAGCAAGUGAAGAUCGGGGGAGGUCACCGGAGAAGUUAGGAUUAAGUGACGAGGAAUGCGAAGCUGCAGUUGUGUCUGGAAAUAUUCUUGAAGCACCACCUGUUCCCCCUAAAGCUGCUACACCACCUGGAACUCCUCUUGUCUCACCAUUCCCACUAAGUAGGCGUCCUCGCCGUAAUCGGAAGUCUCCUGUACUGAGGUCAGCAUUCCAGGAGACUUCUAUAUCUCCUGCAAAUUUUGUGUAUCCACUUUUUAUUCAUGAAGGUGAAGAGGACACCCCAAUUGGAGCUAUGCCUGGAUGUUAUAGGCUGGGAUGGAGACAUGGACUUGUGGAAGAGGUUUACAAGGCUAGGGAUGUUGGUGUUAAUAGUUUUGUGCUUUUCCCAAAAGUUCCAGAUGCUUUAAAGUCUCCGGCAGGAGAUGAAGCAUACAAUGAGAAUGGUUUAGUACCUCGAGCAAUACGUCUGCUCAAAAACAAGUACCCUGACAUUGUCAUCUACACUGAUGUUGCAUUGGAUCCUUAUUCCUCUGAUGGGCAUGAUGGCAUUGUUAGAGAAGAUGGUGUUAUAAUGAAUGACGAAACAGUUCAUCAGUUGUGUAAACAGGCUGUUGCGCAGGCCCAAGCAGGAGCAGAUGUUGUCAGUCCAAGUGACAUGAUGGAUGGACGUGUAGGAGCCAUUCGUGUAGUUCUGGAUGCUGAAGGUUUUCAGCAUGUGUCUAUCAUGUCAUAUACAGCAAAGUAUGCAAGUUCAUUCUAUGGUCCAUUCCGAGAGGCUUUAGAUUCAAAUCCCCGUUUUGGAGACAAAGAGACUUACCAGAUGAACCCAGCAAACUAUAGAGAAGCUUUGGUUGAGGCCCGCGCUGAUGAGGCAGAGGGAGCUGAUAUCCUUUUGGUGAAACCUGGACUCCCAUACUUGGAUAUUAUACGACUUCUUCGAGAUAAUUCCUCUCUGCCAAUUGCUGCUUAUCAGGUUUCUGGUGAGUAUUCCAUGAUCAAGGCUGGUGCUGUUCUGAAAAUGAUUGAUGAAGAGAAAGUCAUGAUGGAGUCUUUGAUGUGUCUCCGGCGGGCUGGUGCAGACAUCAUACUUAGUUAUUUUGCUCUACAAGCAGCUAGGUGUUUGUAUGGUGACAGGUGAGAAUUGACUGUUACAGAGAGGAAACUAAUUCAAAACACCUGGAACUCUAUCUAGUUGUAUGUCUCAUAAGUAAGCUUAGAUUGAUACA